CGGUUUGCCGUGUCAGACUAGAGUACGUGGCCGUCGCCAUCUUAGGGGAGGAGAGCCGGUGUGUGCACGAAAGUCAGCCUGAAGUCAGCUUCUUCUCUCUCUCUCCGACGUCGUUAUCACCAUGGUCCUGUUGGCGGCUGCAGUUUGCACCAAGUCCGGGAAAGCCAUAAUUUCCCGGCAGUUUGUGGAGAUGACACGAUCCCGUAUCGAGGGUUUGCUGGCUGCAUUUCCCAAGCUGAUGAACACGGGCAAGCAGCACACGUUCGUGGAGACGGAGAGUGUGCGCUACGUUUACCAGCCGUUAGAGAAGCUGUACAUGCUUCUCAUCACCACUAAGAACAGCAACAUCCUGGAGGAUCUGGAGACCCUGAGGCUCUUCUCAAGAGUGAUUCCUGAGUACUGUAAAGUGAUGGAGGAGUCAGAAAUAGUGGACCAGUCCUUCCCUCUCAUCUUUGCCUUUGAUGAGAUCGUUGCCCUCGGUUACAGAGAGAAUGUGAACCUGGCCCAGAUUAGAACCUUCACAGAGAUGGACUCCCAUGAGGAGAAGGUGUUCAAGGCUGUCAGAGAGUCUCAAGAGCGUGAAGCCAUCCAGGAGAUGAAAAAGAAAGCCAAGGAGCUGCAAGCUGCCCGACGGGAAGCAGAGAGGACUGGGAAGAAGACUCCCGGGUUUGGUGGGGGAUUUGGAGGUGGUUCUCGCUCAUCUGGAGAAUCAGUUCCUGUCAUGGCUGAUGAUUACAAGCCUGAGCCAGCAAAACCUACAUACACAGCACCCAAACCCAGCCCAUCAGGCAGAGCCAUGAAGCUGGGUAGUAAGGGUAAGGAUGUGGACCACUUUGUGGACAAGCUUGUAUCAGAGGGCCAGGAGGUGGCCAGCACCAAGUCAUCCAGGCAGUCAGCUCAGGCCGCUAAAAUAGCCACUCCUGCUAUUCACACAGAAAGUGUCCAUCUGCGUAUUGAAGAGAAGGUGACUCUGACAGCUAGACGAGAUGGUGGCCUGGACAACAUGGAGAUCCACGGGAUGAUCUCACUCCGCAUAUCUGAUGAACAGUAUGGCAAGAUCAUCCUCGCUGUAGAAAACCAGGAAGCUCGUGGAGCACAGAUACAGACACAUCCCAAUGUGGACAAGAAGCUGUUCCAGUCAAAGUCAGAGAUCGGCCUGAAGAAUCCCAACAAACCAUUCCCCAUCAACAAUGACAUCGGGGUGAUGAGAUGGAGGCUGCAGUCCAAUGAUGAGUCCCUCAUGCCAUUGUCAAUAAACUGCUGGCCCACUGAGAGUGCGGAUGGAUGUGAUGUUAAUGUGGAGUAUGAGUUGGAACAGGAGCAGCUGGAACUGAAUGAUGUCGUUAUCUCCAUUCCUUUGCCGUCUGGAGUUGGAGCACCAGUUGUAGGUGACCUGGAUGGAGAGUACCAUGUGGACAGCAGGAGAGGCAUGCUGGAGUGGAGGCUACCUGUCAUCGACGCCUCCAACAAGUCAGGCAGCCUGGAGUUCAGCUGUCACGGCCACUCCGAUGACUUCUUCCCAGUCUCCGUCUCAUUCGUAUCCACCAAGUCUUACUGUGAUGUCACGGUGAGUGGAAUAAGAAUGGUGGAUGGUGGCCAGCCAGUCAAGUACUCAUCAGAUACAGCAUUGCUGGUGGAGAAGUACGAGAUACUUUAACAUGGUAGAACAGAUGGAUGGGACACAACAGGGGGGAAAGGCCAUCCAAUAGUCGUCAAUUAGAAUGAAAAUGUACUUUCGGACUGAUUGUAAAUGUUUCAAAGUUGUAAGGGAAACAGAAACAGGACAGGAUGACUGGGGGGGGGGGGAUAGGGUACGAAAUAAACCUGUCACAUCAAGAACAUGGUAUGGUAAAUAGACAAUUAUGUAGUCAACAUGAAGAACUUUUUCAGUUGUUUCUAUAUGCUGUAGUCAGCAUUUCCUCUCCAGCAGCAUGCUAGUAGUAUAUUUUAUUUCUAACUGUAGGUCUGUCACAUCAGUAUGAAAAGGCCUGUUUUACAUUGUGCAAAGGAAUACAAUGUGUUUACAAUGCAUUCCAUCAGACUAAUGCAGAAUGAAAUGACUUUACACGGUACGUACUGCAAGAUAUAUUUGCCUCAGAGUCAGAAUCAGAUAUGGGCAUCACUGCAACAUGAUGAUUGUAACAUAGUAUAAAGGUCAUCUUUGCAUCACUGGUACUACCAACACAACCUUAACUUGUGCUACAUUAGCAUGCAAGAAAUGACCAUAGUAAAUGUAGUUUAAGUUCUUGAUCUUCAAUAGUGUCCGAAUACCAUGUUCUUAAUUUAUUUCAACUGCACCUGAUUUUGUGACACUUUUCUUGUCUCACUGUCAGCAGAACUACCGACAGUGGUACUUGCCACAAAAGCAGAAGUUACCUACAGUAUGAUAAAAUGGGUCAGAACUAGAAGAUUAGAGAAUUUGAAAUAAAACAAAUAUUAGACAUAUGAAUAAAAUCAAGAUUCCCUGAUGUGGAUAUAGUGUACUGUUAAAGCAUUUUGGAUGUUACAUUCUGACAGUUACGGCUCGCACUCUGACGAAUAAUGUUUAAAAGUGGCAAUAAGAUGUAUUAUUACAUGGGGUUAGGAAGACCAGUUUUUCACUUUCAAAACUUGAGAUGCAAAAAUUUUUUUCAUCAUUUGGAGAGAUAAGUAUUGGAUAAGCUAGGCUCAAUGACUUGGACUAUAGAAUGAUUUUAGAUGCACUUUUGUUAGAAGGGACAAUACACCAUACCUGUAGCCCAUGAUAAUAUACAUUUGUAACUGUCAGAGCAUUAUGCACAUCCUGGUAUGUCAAGAUGAUGUGUGAAGACCCUAAAUCUAAUAUUUCUGUAUCUACCUUGUAUAUUGCUAUAGCUAUGAUAGUAUUAAGUAUGAAAUAAAAGUGUAUUUGGAACCAUGAUUUUUCACCAUUCA
Messenger RNA from Branchiostoma belcheri (Belcher's lancelet), 2913 nucleotides. Its product is annotated as coatomer subunit delta-like. Lineage: Eukaryota; Metazoa; Chordata; Leptocardii; Amphioxiformes; Branchiostomatidae. The record is from RefSeq and is a predicted model, not a curated record. Gene Ontology annotation, biological process: endoplasmic reticulum to Golgi vesicle-mediated transport; retrograde vesicle-mediated transport, Golgi to endoplasmic reticulum; Golgi localization. Gene Ontology annotation, cellular component: COPI vesicle coat; cytosol. Bases 122 to 1657 code for a protein of 511 amino acids. The transcript is spliced from 11 exons.